AGGGAUCCGGGUCGGGUCCUCAGUGCAUCGUUCAGGUCUUGAUUCCCACCAACCUCGGGUUUUGAGUGGACCGGAUCCGGCUCCCCUUCCCUUGUGCCUCGACUGCGGACAUCAACCGCGUUUCCGCAUCCAAGACUCCAGUUCGACGGGGACGGGACUGCGCCCCGGAUCAGCGGCCAGAGUAACAUUCGGUGCGGGUAGCCAGAGAGAGAUAUAUGGCUUCAGCAACAGGACAGCCUCCGAAUGCCUUGGAGGACCGGAGAGCCACCGUCAUCGGCUCGGUAGUUUUUUGUCUGGCGUGGGCUACCGCCAUGGUUGGCCUGCGGCUGUGGACCCGCGGCGUCGUCAUCAAGCAGCUUGGGAUGGACGACUGUUUGUGUCUUGCUGCCCUACUUGUCACGUACGGCUCGGGCAUCGCCAUCGUCCACAUGACCAAAUAUGGCCUGGGCAGGCACAUCUAUGUCAUGGAUCUGGAGCACAUCCCGCUGUAUCUGAAGGACUUCUACGUCUCCAUUGUCAUGUACUGCGCGGCGUUGCUCUUCAUCAAGAUGGCCUUCCUUUUCCAGUACUACCGCGUACUGGCAGUGCAGAGGAUGCGCAACGUCUACCUCUCCUGCAUGGUCAUUGUCGGCGGCUGGGCGCUGUCGCAGGUCUUGGUGGGAAUUUUUACCUGCCAUCCUGUCUCGGGCUUUUGGGACUCGAGCCUCAAGGCCACCUGCAUCCCCAACAUCCCGCAGUGGUACAUCAACGCGGCCGGCAACAUCAUCACCGACGUCGUCGUCUUUGCCCUGCCGAUGCCGGCCCUCUGGUCGCUGCAACUGGCCCGGUCGUCCAAGGUUAUCCUGCUGGGCAUCUUUAGCCUGGGCUUUUUCACAGUCAUCAUCUCCAUCAUCCGUAUCCGCUAUCUCAAGCUCUUCGAGGACUUUCCUUGGGAGAACGUCGAUUCGUCCCUCUGGUCCGUCGGCGAGCUCACCUCGGCCAUCACCUGCGCCUGUUUGCCCACCAUGCGCCCGCUCAUGAGCCGCUACUUCCCGGGCCUGCUGUCGUCGGUCGGCCGCACCAACAGGGGGUAUGCCAACGCAAGCGCCUCGGCGGCGGCUGGUAUGAGCGGGCGCCGGACAGCGGGGGCACCAACGGCCCUGGAGUCCGGAUUCGUUGGAGGGCGGGCUACCCGGUCCGGUUCCAAAGGGGCGGCCGAUGACGGGUCCGCGUCCAUGACCGGGAGCGAGGUCGAGCUUGCCCAGACGGCGUCCGGCGGUUUGAGAAGUAACCCAUUUGAGGUGCAUGUCGUGCACGAGGUAAAGAUGGGGGUCGAGAGGGGGCGCGCCAGCAGCCCCGCUGGGUUUGGUGUCAGGGGGUAUAUUUCGCCUGGUAGCCGGAACUUGUGAGGUGGCGGAUGGGACGUACUCUGAAGGGGUGAUUCAAUGGGUUUGUAACCUUCUUUUCGUGUCCGUGAUACCUACCAGUAAUGACUCUGCAAUGACCCUAACUAUUUCUAUAGCACGCAUCUACUUCUAUAUUCUAUGCACCAUCACUUCGUCUUUCUAUCUUCCACCUCGGCCAAAAUGGCAGAUGCAGCCACCGUAGCACCCGGCGUCCUAGCACACAAGGCCGCAAGUUCCCGGACUCUGCUCCUCAUCGACUCUGCCCGAGGCCCCAGCACGACGUCAAUGAGGAUAGGCGCAAGUUCAUACGCUGUGCACAGCGGCAUGGUUUUCUUGUUGCCCCAGCGGCCGAUGCGCAGCACCUCGGCCCUGCUUGCAAAGUCGUAGCAAUCCAGCCAACUGGGAAGCACAAUCUGGGGAACGCCGCAACUGUCUCACGU
Molecule: messenger RNA, 1825 nt
Organism: Parathielavia appendiculata
Lineage: Eukaryota; Fungi; Ascomycota; Sordariomycetes; Sordariales; Chaetomiaceae
Exons: 4
Coding region: 216-1388 (390 amino acids)
Source: RefSeq, a predicted model, not a curated record